AAGAUUUGCCCGCCCAAAUUAAACGCUCCACCCCCCCAAAACCCUAGCUUUCAAAAUUGAAACUCCCAUCCGAAAAACCACCUCUAUCUCUCUCUCUUCUCUCCCUCCCCUCAGUUCGAGCUCUGAUCUAUUCAACGAUCCCCCCAGAAUCAGUGCUACUUAGCGACGAUCCUUAAAGAUCCGAUCUUGACGAAUGGCCGACUCCGAAUCCACUCCAUCUCUCCCUGCUCCUGCUCCCCUCUCAUCCAGGAAGGAGAACAUCACUCCCAUGAGCUCGAAGAUCGCGGAGUUGAACGAAUCGAGGUCGGAGCUUCUUACUCGAAUCCAAAGCCUAAAGCAGGAUUUGCAAGGUUGGAGGUCCAAGUUGGACACCCAAGUCAAGAUCUACAAAGAUGAACUUUCAGAACUUAAGAAAUCACUUAAUGUUGAGGUGGAACAACUCAGAUCGGAAUUUAAGGAAUUGAGAACCACUCUUCAGCAGCAACAGGAGGAUGUCACCACUAGCUUAAGGAAUCUUGGGUUGCAGGAUGUUUCAGGAGAUACCAAGGACAAUGUGAUCCAAAGUCCAAUUGUCAAAGAAAGAGAGGAUGGUGUGGAUGCUGAGCAUGUUCCUACGGUAGUCAUAAAAAAGGAAGAACCUGAAUACUGAGCAGUAUUCAUUUUUGAGGUCCAUCUCUUGUGAAGAAGAGAAUAUUACUUCGUAUGACAAAUAAUCAGUCACGUCCACCAUUAUGUUCAAAAAUGUUGUAGUUUACAAUCAUUAUCUGGCGUAAAGAAUCAAUUAAGAAAGACUCGCUCUCUUCAUUCAUCAAUUGAUUUGAUCACCUUUAUCUUGUGAAUUUUUCUAUACAGUUGAUUUUGUAAGUCUUUUCAAUCAAGUGUUCAAAUUUUUA
Molecule: messenger RNA, 893 nt
Organism: Eucalyptus grandis
Lineage: Eukaryota; Viridiplantae; Streptophyta; Magnoliopsida; Myrtales; Myrtaceae
Exons: 7
Coding region: 194-649 (151 amino acids)
Source: RefSeq, a predicted model, not a curated record